AAACAAAAGAUAUUAAAAAAAUUUUUUUAAAAAAAAAUGGUUUCACUGCGCUUCCCGUUCUUGUUUUCUCAGCCCAAGAAACACCCCAACGGCAUUUCCCGUACCAUCACUUCCCGCUCCUUCUCCGCCACCACAACCACCGUGGCAUGUGCCCUGGCCGCCGGAGCUGCUGCAUUUGCAGGCAUAGCAGCCACCCGCAACUCCAAAAAUCCAAAACAAGAUAACCCAUUCAUCCAAAACGCCCUGAAUCUUCUCUUCUCCAAUCACUUGCUAGCACCGUGGGCUUCACUCUCUCUAGCAGACCCUUCACCUUCAGUUGUGGAAACGAAGACCGGAGCAGCGUUUCCUUCGGUUAUUUUCGAGUCUCGGAGACUUUUGGGAAUUGGGCUGCGUAAAAAGAUUAUCUUGGGAUUGAAGCACAUUGAUGUCUACGCCUUCGGUGUUUAUGCGGAUGUUGAUGAAGUGAGGAAAGUUCUGAGUGAAAAUUAUGGAAAACUCUCUGUUUCAGAACUUUUACACCCAACUAACACCGGACCACCACAGCCAAACAACCAAGACUAAAGAAAAUAUCCUCCACUGGGAGUCUCCUCUGCUUGCACUCUUCAGCAGGCAUGUCUUCUAUAGACUCUUACAUCAGGGUGAAUAAUACCUGUAACCUUAAGGAAUCUGCGGUGGAGUUGUGAGACAGUGAAGUCAACAAAAUGAUCCAUCUGGGAGAAGCUCUGGGUCUUGGUAAUUCAGCUCUCUUGGAAAAAAUUCUCGGGCUUAUCAUAAGGCAGUUAGAAAAGGAGAGGGGAGACUGGCAGAAACAACAAUGAAUAGUGAUUGGGUGAAGACUGAUUCCCGUAGCAGCCUCGCACACGUUUGUGAAUGUCUGGUGAAGACUGAUUCGCGUAGCAGGCUCGUUUUCUAGUGACAACCAAAGCCAUGGCGCAGAAAGCCUGAAUGGGCUUGCGAUUAUUGCACAUAGGAUUUCGAGGACGAUGCAGCAAAACAGUGGGGAGGGCCACGUAUUCGAUCAUACUCUAGAGUACUUCAGUCCAUUACAUCCUUAAUCAACUGAUAGUAGGGUACCUUAUCAAUCUCAGCAAGCCAAACUAUUUUGUGACGUUUAAGGCUAUGCUUGGCAAUGGGCUGCUUUUGAAGUCCUAAGAACUCCACACAGAGGCCCCUCUCACCUGAAUCCGAGAGUGGAACCUGUAGAUAUCAAAUCACACCUUAAAGUUCAAAUUCCAUUGCGUAUGCACUGAUGGGACCUCUGUCCCUUGCAUGUUCCCGGCUUGCACGACAAAGAAACAGGCAUGAAGAGAAGCUUCACGUGCCAUUGU
This is a messenger RNA of Populus euphratica (Euphrates poplar), 1328 nucleotides long. Its product is annotated as fatty-acid-binding protein 1-like. Gene Ontology annotation, cellular component: chloroplast stroma. Bases 37 to 561 code for a protein of 174 amino acids. The transcript is spliced from 3 exons. Gene Ontology annotation, molecular function: fatty acid binding; intramolecular lyase activity. Gene Ontology annotation, biological process: fatty acid metabolic process. The record is from RefSeq and is a predicted model, not a curated record. NCBI's taxonomy places the organism in Eukaryota, Viridiplantae, Streptophyta, Magnoliopsida, Malpighiales, Salicaceae.